CGCUAAAAACGCUGUGAAACUAAUCUAAAGUUUUCAAUAUUUUAAGUCUAUUGAUUGCCUAACAAAUGUCAAACGUAAAGAACACACGUUUGUUUGUCUAUUGUUUUGUUUACCUAGUUUGGAUGGGUUAUUUUGCCAAUGUUGUAAACUACAUAAUUUAAAUACAGUAUAGUUUUAUGUGUAGAAUUUCUUUCCCGUGAUGAAAUUUAUCUUCCUGCAAAGGUUUAUCAUUAAAUAGGCGACACGUUUAUAAAAAUAUAGGAAAAAUAUUUACAUCUAAAUAUGAGUGACUCAAGAAUUAAUAACUUUAAUAAAUCAAAAUAUUUUAGAGGUCGAGGAAGCUGGAAAUUUCGUGGCCGAGGCAGAGGAAGUAAUAACCGUGACAAAAGAGGACGAGGUGGGAACUUCUCUGGAACUUCUACACACGGUAGCAGUAGCAACUUCAGAGGAUCUGCUUCCGGUGCAGGGAGAGGUGGAGGAUUCAGAGGUACUCCGGGACACGGGCAUGGAGAAGGAGACUUUAUACUGCAUUCAACUGGAAUUAGUUCCAUUUCUCAGCCUCCAAUUACAGCUAUCUUCCCUACCACCCAGGUUCCCAGCCAGUACAAGGGAUGGCGGUUUUACCACCCUCAAGAAAGUUUCAUGGAAGGUUCCCCAACAGUCAACAAGACACGAGCAGUGGAAGGCUAUCUGCAGAGGAACAGCCAACUGUUUAUUGCCUCUGACAUUGAGGAACGCCGGUGUUGUUCUCUGGAUUACAAGCAUGUCACAAGUGAUACCCAGUUGGCAGAAGAUUGGCCCAGUUUCCAGUCCGAUUUACUGGACGAGCCUGAUCACUCAUUGAACUGUCUCGGACUAGCAAUUCAUCAGUUUACAUUGAAAGAAUUAGAGAGAGACAUUAGUGAUGAGGAAGGACACUCAAUAGAUCUUCCAGCCAUACGUGUGAGAUUACUCAACUAUGAGCCUAUUACUCAUUUGAAGAAUCUGAAAGCAAACUUUUAUGGAAAGCUGGUGUGUGUGCGUGGCACAAUAAUUCGUGUGGGCAACAUGAAACUGUUGUGCACAUGGUUGGGCUUUCAGUGUGCGGCUUGUGGCAGUGUGCAAACUGUUCGUCAGCCGGACGGAGCAUACACGCAGCCCACAGUUUGUGCGAGCAACAACUGCCGUGCACGCAGCUUCAACCCUCUUUGUAGCUCUACAUACACACAGACACUCAAUUGGCAAACAGUGCGACUACAAGAGCUGGUGGAUGAUGAUCAGAGAGAGGGAGGCCGCGUGCCACGCAAUGUGGAGGUGGAGUUGACGGAAGACCUUGUAGAUUCUUGCGUCCCAGGAGAUGAAGUCACCAUCACUGGAAUAGUCAAGGUCCGAACAACCGAGGAAGGCUACAAGAAGAACAAGUCAGCCAGUAUGUUUGUUCUGUACAUCCUAGGAGUGUCAGUGGCAAACGGCAAAGCCACCUCGGGCAGCGGCCGCACGUCUGGCAUCGAGUUUAAUAUCAAGGACUAUUACGCUAUUCAGGAGAUACAUGCUGAGCCAUCACUAUUCCGUCUGCUAGUCAACUCGCUGUGCCCUGCCAUCUACGGCCAUGAGAUGGUGAAGGCGGGGCUGCUGCUGGGUUUGUUCGGAGGCUCCCAGGCGAAUCACUCUCGGGCUGACUCACAUGUUCUCGUUGUGGGUGACCCUGGUCUUGGCAAGAGUCAGAUGUUACAAGCCUGCGCCUCCGUCGCUCCCAGAGGAGUUUAUGUUUGUGGCAACACGAGCACAGCUUCUGGUCUGACCGUGACCCUAACCAGGGAGGGAGGUGGAGACUUUGCCCUGGAAGCUGGGGCUCUGGUGCUGGCUGAUCAGGGUUGCUGCUGCAUAGACGAGUUUGACAAGAUGUCAGUACAGCACCAGGCUUUACUGGAGGCAAUGGAGCAGCAAGUAAUCAGCAUAGCUAAGGCAGGAGUGGUAUGCUCCCUGCCCGCCCGUACCGCCAUACUCGCCGCAGCCAACCCAGCCUCAGGCCACUAUAAUCGAGCCAAGACUGUGGCCGAGAACCUGAGAAUGGGUCAGCCACUGCUGUCUCGCUUCGAUCUUGUCUUCAUCCUUUUAGACAAGCCUAACGAGCAACUGGACAGCCUACUGUCAGAACAUGUCAUGGCUUUACACUCCGGGGUCAAGCAGACAUCUGACAUCCUCUCAGUGACCAGCACCCAGUCCAACCUUCCUGACUCUGACGUGCCUCUCAGUGAGCGGCUGAAGUUAAAUGGUGAAUCAGUCGAUCUGCUGCCUCACGUGUUGUUGCGCAAAUAUAUUGCAUACGCCCGCAAGUACGUGCCUGCACCACGCUUGUCUGCUGGUGCUGCAAAGGUGCUGCAACACUUCUACCUGGAGCUGCGCAAGCAACAUCAGACCCUUGAUGCCACACCUGUCACCACACGACAGCUGGAGUCACUUAUCCGCCUCACUCAGGCACGAGCCAAGCUGGAGUUGCGAGAGGAAGCCACUGAGCAGGACGCAGUAGACGUGGUGGAGCUGAUGCGGUGGUCAAUGGUUGAUACAUUCAUUGAUGAGUUUGGAGCACUCGACUUCCACCGAUCCACCCAUGGCUCUGGAAUGAGCACCAAGAACCAGGCAAAGAAAUUCAUAAGUGCUUUGCAGAAGAAGGCCGAACUUCAAGCAAAGUCUGUUUUUACAAUCAUGGAAAUGAAAGAAGUUGCUGCAUUAGCAAAAAUACAAGUUGGCGACUUCUUUACUUUUGUGUCCAAUUUAAAUACUCAAGGUUAUCUGAUAAAGAAGGGCAAGCAGGUAUACCAACUGCUGUCUGUUGAUUUUUAAUUGAGUUUGUAUUGUAUUUAUAGAUAUCUAACCUACCUCAUGGGCCACCUAUUUGAUAUGUGAUAUAUUUUAUAAUUUAAAUACAUACAAUUUAAUAAUAUAGUAAAUUAGUAUAGAAGUUAUUUACGUUUUUCAUUUAACCAAACUUAUUUAUGUGUAUAAUUUAAGCAGUUAAUAAGAGAUAAAUGUUCAUAUUUUUGUAGUAGCCUGAGUUUUGUUAGAGUAAUCUGUGGAUACUGUUUAUAAUGAAUAAUAUAAUUUAUUGCAUUAGUUUAUUUUAGAAUAAAUAAUGUUAAUGUUGUUUUGUUGUGCUGUGUUAGUCUCCAUAUUCUUUAAGUUAGAUGCCUGGUAGAUUUCUUUAAACUUGACUUAUAGAUCAGACAUUAAAGAUGUUAUAAGUGAAAAUAUGAAACAUUAGGAUAUUAUGAAGGAUGUAUUUUUUCAAAAUUCUUUGAAGUAAAUCCUUGAUGUGUUUUCUGCUCCUUUUCAAUGUUUAAAAAAUGUAGAGUGUUUCUGUAAUUUAUUGUUGUAAUACUUAAAUAUCAAAAUUCUCAAUCAUUAUUAAUAAAGUUUAUUUGAAUCAUUGUUA
Molecule: messenger RNA, 3412 nt
Organism: Homalodisca vitripennis (glassy-winged sharpshooter)
Lineage: Eukaryota; Metazoa; Arthropoda; Insecta; Hemiptera; Cicadellidae
Gene: rec
Product: DNA helicase MCM8
Exons: 14
Coding region: 283-2823 (846 amino acids)
Cellular component (GO): nucleus; MCM complex
Molecular function (GO): ATP hydrolysis activity; single-stranded DNA binding; ATP binding
Source: RefSeq, a predicted model, not a curated record